Ogataea philodendri is the source of this 2313-nucleotide messenger RNA. RefSeq lists its product as uncharacterized. Gene Ontology annotation, cellular component: endoplasmic reticulum membrane. The transcript has a single exon. The coding region runs from base 1 to 2313 and encodes 770 amino acids. Gene Ontology annotation, biological process: GPI anchor biosynthetic process. NCBI's taxonomy places the organism in Eukaryota, Fungi, Ascomycota, Pichiomycetes, Pichiales, Pichiaceae. The record is from RefSeq and is a predicted model, not a curated record.
AUGCCGUUCGUGCACGAGCUGCUCAACACGGGCAGCGCAAUUGGCUACACCGCGUACUCGAACCCUCCCACGGUGACUUUGCCGCGUCUCAAGGGCAUAACCACCGGGUCGACGCCCAAUUUCAUCGACGCCGUGCUCAAUAUCGCCGAGGAGGACACGUCCUCGACGCUCGGCGACCAGGACUCGUGGAUCCGCCAGAUGCACACGGCCGGCUGGAAAAUCAACAUGUUUGGCGACGACACAUGGCUCAAGCUGUUUCCGUCAUAUUUCGCAAAGACCGACGGCACGGCGAGUUUCUACGUCAGCGACUUCACCAUUGUGGACAACAACGUGACGCGGCACCUGGACUUUGAGCUGAGCUCCGCGGGGCAGGCCGCCUGGGACUGUCUGAUCCUACACUACCUGGGGCUCGACCACAUUGGACACAAGGGGGGCCCAUUGAGUGCCAACAUGCCUGGGAAGCAGCGGGAGAUGGACGCCAUUAUUCGCCGUGUGUAUGAACAAACCGUGCGCGAAAACGACAACACACUGUUCGUCGUGAUGGGGGACCACGGGAUGAACGAGGUGGGAAACCAUGGCGGGUCGUCUGUUGGCGAAGUCUCUGCCGGGAUGCUGCUGGUGUCGUCCAAGUUCCAGAAACUGCCCCGUACCGACGUGCGGGCGCCGAUCCCGUGGAACGGCGAGUUUGACUACUACAGCCGUGUCGACCAGAUCGACCUGGUGCCGACAUUGUGCACGCUGCUGGGGCUCGAGAUCCCGGUGAAUAACCUCGGCACUUUUAUGCACGAGCUGCUGCCCCUGUACUCGGCCCAGCAGCAGUUGGACGUGCUGGUAAAGAACGCGUUGCAACUCAAGGUGCUGCGCGACAAGUCGCAGAACCGUGUGCGGCCGCUGGAGACGGACGUUGACGUGCGGUCGUUGCACGAGCUGCAGUCGCUGCUGGCUGCUACCAAGGAUGAGUUGUCGCGCACGUCGUCCGAUUACAACUACAACGACAUUGCGUGCGGGAUACUCGGGUACGCUGCCACAGCGGCGGUGGUGCUGGCGCUGUUUGUGCGGCUGUAUUGGAGCCAGCUGGCCGUUGCCACGGGCGACCUGGUGUUUUUCGUGGCGUACGCGGCGAAUUUCUUUGGGUCGUCGAUGAUUGAGGAAGAGCACCAUUUGUGGUGGUUCUUCACAACGGUUUUUCUUGCCGCCGUGGUGGUGCGGCCCGGCCGUCGCGCACAGGCGUCGUUCGUGUUGCUGGCAGCCCUGCGGCUGCUCAAGGCGUGGAACAACAGCGGCCAAAAAAACAAUCUCAAAAGCAACCUCAAGAUCGCCACAUAUAUCGCCGCGUUACCCCCACAAAUCGGGCCUGUCGUGGUGGCAGUGCUGCUGGUUGCCACGCUGGGCACGUUUUGUUUCUACGCCGCCAACGGGGCCCCGAUAAGAGUCAACGGCGACGGCACGAUUCUUCGGUUCGUCACGUUUGUGCCGUUCUCCGUGCAGGCGUCGGUCGUGUUCACGGCCAAGUUUCUGUCGUACUUGUCGGUGACUUUUGAUCUCGCCACAGACACUGCCAGCGUUCCGGGCUGGUGUCUCGCGUACACACAAUGGAUCGAGUCGCAGCUGCACUCCACGGAUAUCAACACCUUGAACCAGCAGUUAUUUGCGCUCUUCUACAAAGUAUGGUUAGGGACGACGGUGGGGCACCUGUUGAAGCCAGCGCUGUUCCGGCAGCUGCGUCUCGCAGACCCGCCGCUCAACUACACGCGGGCGGUUUUCGUCAGCGUCGCGUUCCUACUCAUGGCACAGACAAACUACGCCAACGUGCCGCUCUUUCUGGUGCUUCUAUUGAUUCUAUUAACGUUCGGCCGGCUCGAGGCCAGAACCAGCACCAACACCGUGGCGGUGUUCACGAUUCUGAUGCAGAACCUCAGCUUCUUCCAGUUCGGGUUCACCAACUCGCUGUCGUCUGUUGAUCUGACCAACUCUUUCAACGGCCUGACAAGCUACAACAUGCUGCUUUCCGGCCUGCUCACGUUUGUGUGCAACUGGGCCGGGCCCAUCUUCUGGUCCGCGGCGUUCUUGGUGCUGACGCUGCGCUCCGACGGCAACAACUGGAACAGACUGUACCAGAAACUCGUGCUCACCGCCACGUUCUACUCCGUCAGCGGGCUCACCCUGAUUCUCAGCUGCUACAGCCUGCGAUUCCACCUGUUCAUCUGGACCGUGUUCAGCCCCAAGAUCCUAUACCUGCUGGCGUGGAUCGGGUGCGGGCUGCUUGUCGACUUUGGUCUCUCCUGUGUAAUCACCGCCCUGUACAUAGACUGA